Messenger RNA from Caenorhabditis sp. 36 PRJEB53466, 2247 nucleotides. The record is from the annotation of a GenBank genome assembly. NCBI's taxonomy places the organism in Eukaryota, Metazoa, Nematoda, Chromadorea, Rhabditida, Rhabditidae.
AUGGCCACGUUCGACUGGAAAAAGCUGAAAGUGACGGUGGAAGGAGAAGAACACGUCAGGCUGAAGGUGGGAUCCAAUCACGCUUUCUUGAUAUUAUCCAUGAUUUCAGACGGAAGUGGUCGAGAGAAUGAAACGUGAGCCGGUUUUCCAACGAGACUACCGCGUGCUCAGCAGAGAGGAACAACGCGAAGUGGUGCACAACAGAUGGAAGAAGAUCGUCGAGUGGGGACUGUUCAAGGAUGUAAGUACACUUCUUUUUGUCCUUUCCUAAAGUAAGCCCCAAAUCAAAUUUCAGCCCUACACCGAUAUGGAGAACUUCCACGCGCUCACAGAAACCCUGGAAGCAUACGAUCAGGGCACUUCCGCCCGUCUCUUUCUGCAUGGAAGUGUGUUCGGAGCAGCGGUAAAGUCAAUGGGAAGCGAGAGACAUAAGGAGUUGGUCGAGAAGAUCGAGAACAGUGAAGUGGUCGGAGCAUUCUGCCUCACGGAAAUCGGGCACGGCUCCAACACGGCCGAAGUGCAGACAACCGCCACGUUCGACCGCGGGGAGCUCGUCUUCAACACUCCGUCGUUCGGAGCCAUCAAGUGCUGGGCCGGCAACCUGGCUCACUCGGCCACGCACGUUGUCGUCUACGCACAACUACAUGUGGCCGGAAAGAACGAAGGACUGCACGGCUUCGUGAUCCAGGUGCGAGACCCACGCACUUUCCAGUCACUUCCGGGCAUCACGAUCGGAGACAUGGGACCGAAGCCCGGAUGUUGGCAGGGAGUGGAGAACGGGUGGAUGGAGUUCAAGAACCACAGAGCUCCGCUGAGUGCACUUCUGAAUAAGGGAUGCGAUAUCACGGCGGACGGAAAGUACGUGACGAGUUUCAAGUCGGUCAGCGAGAAGCAGAGUGUCAGUUUGGGAACGCUGUCGGUCGGAAGACUCGGAAUCAUUGCAAAGGGCAUGAUGGCGUGCACUUUUGCAUCCACAAUCUCAAUCCGAUACAGUGUGGCCCGAAGACAGUUCGGACCAGAGAAAGGAGGUUUGUCCAUUUUGUGAAAGUUUGAUCUUCAUUUUUCCCAGCCGAAAACGAGAUCCCGGUCCUCGAGUACCCCCUCCAACAGUACCGAACUUUCCCGUACCUCUCCGCUGCCAUUUGCAUACGCAUAUUCCAGAAGAUGUACGUUUUUUGCCCGUUCUACAAAAUCUACAGAUCAUUUUCAGCUUUCUCGAGCGAUUCACCGAGUACAUGAUGCGAGUGCUAAUGGGAGAAAAAUCGGAAGAGCUCUCCGAGUUUUCAAAAGAAGUGCACGCUCUGUCAUCUGGAGCCAAACCAGUUGCCACGUGGCUCGGAGUGGAAUCGCUCGGAGAAGCGAGAAAAGCGUGCGGAGGACACGGAUUCCUGCACAUGUCCCGGCUGAACAGUCUCAGAGAUGACAACGAUCCGUCGCAGACGUUCGAGGGCGAGAAUUUCAUGAUUCUACAGCAGACGAGCAACAUUCUGCUCGGAAAAGUGAUUUUUUAAAAUUCAAACUGCACUCUAAAUCCUUCUAAUUAUAGGCCAAAACCCUCGGUUCCAUCAGCACUCCGAUGUCCUCCAUGUCCUUCCUCAACUCGGUUCCCUCUCCGUUCACCUCCUGGUCUUCCAAUCCAGCCACCGACGUCCUCUCCGCGUACCGUUACCUCACUUAUCAUCUUCUCAAAACGACGUCAUCCGAAGUGGAGAGUCUGAAGGCGUCCGGAAAGAACGCAUUCGAAGUGAGGAACGAGAUCCAAGUGCACAGAGCUGUCAACUUGUCUGUGGCCUACACGGAGCACACAAUGAUCGAUUGGGUGCACAAGUUUGUGCAAGAAGUCGAAGAUCCGAGUGUGAAGGCGGUGCUCCAGAAAGUGCUCAAUCUGUUCUCGCUCUUCCUGCUUGAACGCCAUCUGGCUUCUCUGUACAUCACUGGAUACGCAACGGGCGGCCAAUUCGGAGAGGAUCUGAGACAGAAACUGAGGGCGGCGGUGGCGGAGAUCAAGCCCGAAUCGAUGGCUCUCGUGGAUGCGAUCGCUCCGGACGACUUCAUUUUGCAUUCAGCGUUGGGAGCUUCUGACGGAAGGUUCAUUAAUUGAAUGUUCAUUGACUUCUCUAUUCCGGUCCUUUCAGAGCCUACAAUCACAUCGAGGAAGAGUUCCGAAAGUACACAAAUGAGCAACCGCGAUGGGUGUGCGACCUGGCACAAUUCCUGCAGAAAAGAGCACAAUACUCGAAAAUCUAA